Messenger RNA from Oppiella nova, 1692 nucleotides. The record is from the annotation of a GenBank genome assembly. Lineage: Eukaryota; Metazoa; Arthropoda; Arachnida; Sarcoptiformes; Oppiidae.
AUGUCUUUAUUUCCCGCAUAUUCUUCCUCAGCAACCAAUUCAUCGGUGGUUAAGACCGAAGACAAGAGUGCCAUCAAAACUAGUGGUGAUAACAAGGAUUGGCUUUCGUUGAGUAGUUUUGAUGACAAGAAAGUGAUUGAAUUGAAUAAAGAGAUAAUUGUGGACAACAAGAGGUCUGAUGACAGACACAAACACAGCUCAAGACAUAGUAAGAGAUCAUCAAAGAGUGACGAGAGAUCAAAGUCGAGAUCAAGUGAUAAAAGACAUGAAAGACAUGACUCGCCGCCGAAGACUAGUUCCCAAAGUUUGUCGCAAUUCUUGUCAAACAAGACAUUCAUCGAAGAGACGGGUCUUUCGCCGCAAAACGCGUACAGAAUUGACACCAAAAGAGACAAAAAUAAUUUGGCGUUUAAUUCAUUGUAUUAUAAAAAUGUCGCGAUUUAUGAGAAAAACAAAACCAUUAAUAUAUCGAAGAGGAAGAGGGAUCCAAAGGACGAUUCGGCCAAAAGCCGGAAGAAUAAGAAAAUGAGAUAUUUUUCUCACGAAAAUCGAGUGCUCCUGAAGAAGGGUUUGCAGGAAAUGACAGAUUUGUCGAAACCAGAGAUGAGACCAAUGAGAGAGCCCUUAGAGUUCAUUGCAAUCAAUGCUAACCAACCGUUCAGUCAGUUAUUGAGUGCCACAACUCAGUCGACGAAUAAUCCGUUGGGAGUCUACGACGCGAAGACUGCCCUCUGGUCUGAAGGAAAGGGAUCUUUGGAUGAAAUACCGCUUCCGGAGACGACAAUCACAUUCCAGUCAAUGAAAGACAAGAGUCUUAAGAAUGAACCAAUGAUUGGUGUGAAUCGAUGUCCAACUCGUGAGCAAUACAUCUACGAUAAGACACAAGAAAUGAACGCAUAUUUGAGAGACAAUGAGACGGAUGUCGAGAAAUGGCUUCAAUUGAUUGCAUUUCAAGACAAAUGCGUUGAGACAACGGACUCAGAUAAAGACAAAAUCGAUGGCAAGACUUUCGAUGUGUUUAUCGCUGAGAAAAAACUCGCGAUUUGUGAGAAAGCGUUGACUUUUAAUCCAAAAUCAAUUGAUCUCUUGUUAUGUCGUCUGGAAAUUGUGUCCAAUAUUUGGGAAUCCGAUAAAGUGUUCAAAGAGUGGAAGCGUUUAGUCUUUUUAUAUCCAAAUUCAAUGCAAAUGUGGAGAAAAUAUCUGCUAUUUUCACACCAAAACAUAACUCAAUUCAAAGCAUCGAAAACAUUGAAAAUCUAUGAAAAAUGCGUUCAAAUGUUGUCCAAAAUGUUGGAAAAGACUUUCAUUAGUCACACUCCGCCCGAAGACUUGGAAAUACAGUUGCUUUCAAUUCUGAGCUCUUAUUCGCGUUUUCUGUUAAGUAUUGGACAGACAGAGAGAGCCGUCUCGACAUUCCAGGCGUUAAUUGAAUUCAAUUUAUUUACUCCGAGUUUAUUAACCCUUGAUAUGUCUGUUGAGGAUUGGAAGACAUUGUUUGAACCCUUUUGGGACAGCAGUUGUCCCCGUUUUGGCCAAAAGGGAGCCAUUGGUUGGUCUCAAGUGAUGCUUAAGAAGAAUAUGACGAACACUACUGAAGAAAUGGAUUCUCAAAUCCAGUCUCUCAUGGAUUCCGAAGAGAACAAAAUAAUUGCAGUUUUGGCCAAAAGGGAGCCAUUGGUUGGUCUCAAGUGA